This is a messenger RNA of Uncinocarpus reesii 1704, 1275 nucleotides long. RefSeq names its product ferrochelatase. The coding region runs from base 1 to 1275 and encodes 424 amino acids. Lineage: Eukaryota; Fungi; Ascomycota; Eurotiomycetes; Onygenales; Onygenaceae. The transcript has 3 exons. Gene Ontology annotation, molecular function: protoporphyrin ferrochelatase activity. The record is from RefSeq and is a predicted model, not a curated record. Gene Ontology annotation, biological process: heme biosynthetic process.
AUGGCCUUGCAGAGGUCGAUGGCCAGGUUGUGCCGGCGGGAGAUGGGCGGCAGCAUGUGGAGAGCAUCGAGCAUUGCAAACAAUUAUAGCCAAAAGGGAUGCGGAAUGGCCACCGCAGUGCCGCCCGUCACGCAAAGCUCGACCGGAGCCAAAGGCCCCACUGCGAUGGUCUUUUUGAAUAUGGGCGGACCCUCGACAACGGACGAGGUCGGCGACUUCUUGAGCAGGCUAUUCGCGGAUGGCGAUUUAAUACCUCUUGGUCGACUUCAAUCCUAUCUCGGACCCCUCAUAUCCCGUCGAAGAACGCCCAAAAUUCAGAAGCAGUACGCAGAGAUCGGCGGCGGGUCUCCAAUCCGGAAAUGGUCUGAAUACCAGUGCGAGGAGAUGUGUAAAAUACUGGAUAAGAUCUCGCCUGAAACCGCUCCUCAUAAGCCAUACGUCGCCUUUCGAUAUGCCGCUCCCCUAACAGAAGAAAUGUACACUAAACUACUCGACGAUGGAUUUGGUGGAGGCCGGGCAGGUCGGGCGGUAGCGUUUACUCAAUAUCCCCAAUACUCGUGCUCCACAACAGGCAGUUCACUGAACGAGUUAUGGAAAUGGAGAAACCGAUUAGAAACGAAGCGUGGGAAUGGCGGGGUCGAACCGACUGGUACAAUACAAUGGAGUGUGAUCGAUCGAUGGCCAACCCAUGCUGGCUUAGUCGAGGCGUUUGCUCAGAACAUCGAGGCACAGUUGAAGACAUACCCUGAAGAGCGAAGAAAGGAUGUUGUGUUGCUAUUUUCAGCUCACAGUCUACCAAUGAGUGUCGUCAAUCGAGGUGACCCUUACCCUGCCGAGGUGGCCGCAACCGUUCAUGCCGUGAUGCAACGGCUAAAAUUCUCAAACCCUUAUCGACUUUGCUGGCAGUCGCAAGUUGGGCCAUCCGCAUGGCUCGGCGCGCAGACCAGUCACACUGUUGAGAACUACGUGAAACGCGGCCAGACCGAUCUCUUACUUGUCCCCAUCGCCUUUACCAGUGAUCAUAUUGAAACUUUAUAUGAACUCGACCAGGAAGUCAUAAAGGAUGCUAACAGCCCGGGGGUGAAGCGCGCUGAGAGUUUGAACGGCAAUCCGGUAUUCAUCCAGGGCCUUGCAGACCUUGCAGCUGAGCAUUUACGCAGUAACGAGACUUGCUCCCUCCAGAUGACUCUAAGAUGCCAAGGCUGUACGAGCGACAGAUGUUUAUAUCAGAAGAAAUUCUUUGCUGGGCCGCAGUACAGCCAUCUUGUACGAUAA